Micropterus dolomieu (smallmouth bass) is the source of this 938-nucleotide messenger RNA. Its product is annotated as von Willebrand factor A domain-containing protein 5A-like. The record is from RefSeq and is a predicted model, not a curated record. The annotation marks the transcript as partial. Lineage: Eukaryota; Metazoa; Chordata; Actinopteri; Centrarchiformes; Centrarchidae. The transcript is spliced from 6 exons.
UUUUACAUUUCCUCAGUAAAGUCCUUAUACUUAUGAAAACAAAUAAACAGAUGAUUACUAAUAAGCAACAAAAAAGAAAGAAAUGAAGCCGGAGACUGAUCCAGGAAGGGCGGAGCAGAGAAGGAGAAAUCAUUUUCACUGAUUAGUGAUGGUUUGAUUGACGGACGAUGAAGGUACGAUGGUGAACUGCUGUGGUCUGCUAACUGUCCAGAAGGAACUAGUUCCUCUGAAGAGUGUGGAGGUGGAUGUGGAGGUGAGGGACCAUGUGGCUACAGUGGUCUCCACUCUGAACUAUGAGAACAAGGAGGACAAACCACUGGAGGCUGUUUUUGUCUUCCCUCUGCCUGGAGAUGCUGCUGUCUGUCAUUUCAGCGCUAAGAUCGGACAGACACAGAUUGUAGCUGAGGUGAAGGAGAAGCAGGAGGCUCGGGAGGAGUAUGAUGACGCAUUGAGCUCAGGUCAGCAGGCCUUCCUAUUGGAGGAGAGUGAUCAGAGUCCAGAUGUAUUCUCUCUGAGUGUGGGCAGUCUGCCUCCAGGAGAGAGCGCCUCCAUCAGGCUGGAGUACGUCACUGAGCUGGCUGUGCAGGCUGAUGACGGGCUGCGGUUUUGCCUGCCUGCUGUGCUCAACCCUCGCUACCAACCUCAGGCAUGCGGAAGUAGUGACGGUGCCAGUGUCCAGGUGACUGCUGUUCCAGCCUCUCUGGUGCCCUACAGUCUGUCCUUCUCUGCCCGAGUGUCCUCUCCUCGUCCAGUCUCUAAAGUAGAGUCCAACUGUUCCCUGGACCCUCUGCAGUACCUCAACACAGAGCAAACCCAGGCCACGGUGAAGUUGGCUGCAGGACAUAAGUUUGACAGAGAUGUUGAGCUGCUGAUUUAUUACAAAGAUGCCCACCAGCCCACUGCUGUGGUGGAGGCAGGACAGGCCUCUGCCAAGCCUG